Molecule: messenger RNA, 6211 nt
Organism: Ochlerotatus camptorhynchus
Lineage: Eukaryota; Metazoa; Arthropoda; Insecta; Diptera; Culicidae
Gene: plx
Product: PTB_TBC1D1_like and TBC domain-containing protein plx
Exons: 10
Coding region: 685-4995 (1436 amino acids)
Source: RefSeq, a predicted model, not a curated record
UUUUGUUUUGUGCCAUACCCUCAUUCUGCGCUGGAUAGUUUACAUCGCGACAACGCACGUCCUUCGGUACGGAAAAAUAUUUUCAUUCAAAUUUCUAAUUCUACUGCCCAGUAGGUUAUCCAGUGGCACUUGUUUACUUACUUCAUAUUACGGUGGCUAAGUGAUAGAUAUUUCAAAACCAAAUUCUACUUAAGUGCUAGUUCAGUAGUGAACUUCGUUUACCGUCGAAUGCAGUAUAUUCGACACGAAACGCAGGUGGAAUCUUUGGUUGUAAUAUGGUGCAGUCAAUAUAAUUUUCAGUGAAACGAAAAUCGAUUUGGAGUGAACCCUUGUGUUAAAAUUUUAGUUCCAGAAAAGAUAUCCAGGUGUGGUUGAAGUGCUCAUGCAAAGUUUGGACAAUUACACCGAAGAUGUAACCUUAUAAGUGAUAAAUGUUCGUAGGGUCUGUUUGAAAGUUUUACGCUAAUAGUGGGUUUGGUUACAUCAACAGCCAUUUUCGUAUUAAUUUCAAAGGAAAAUUCAAACGUGCAAAUUAGUGUGUCGUGCAAGAAAUGCUGCAUAGAAGAUAAUUUUCAAUCUAACGAAUAAUCGGGGCUGCGCAUUGUUUGAUUGAUUAUACGAAAGUCAAGUGUUUUAUUGGUGCGAUUUAUUCCCGAAAAAUCUAUCAAGGUGGAACAUCCUACUAUGAAAACUCGUCUAACGACACUGACAUGGCGAGGUUCAGCAUCCGUGGAUCCCAGGUUCUCGGCUUCGAUGCUGCCUUGGUCCAUUGCAGACAUCAGGAAUCACGAGAGUUAUGUAACUCUUUCCAUUGGUAUUGAAAACGGUCAUCUUGAAGCUUACAAUACUGAUUUUGAGCUUCAAUUUGUGCACCAGCUUAAAUAUAUCCUAGGAUAUUGCAGAGUAAUCGUCAAACAGGAAAAGGGGAAGAAAAAUUCCGACUUUUUGAUUCCGAAAUCCAACAGCACCCGUGCGUUGCCCAUCACGAUUGGAAACGAUAACGUAGCAGAAAUCUACGGACCAGAGUAUGGUCUGAUCUACCUACUGAAAACACCACAGGAUCCGCUGCUGCACAUUCAUCUGUACGAGUGCGAAAAAUACGAACAGAUGACAGAGCUAAUGCAUCAGAUGCGUGAUCCUGCCUCGAUUGGUGGCGGAUCUGUCGGCAGUAUUCCACAGAGCAUCGUGUCAUCCAGUGCAAAUUCGAACGACAUACAUCGUGCGCUGCGUGGCCAAGGAAUCCAUUCAACACCGGCGUCAAACUUGAAACUGUCGGAACAAAUGCGGAAUGCGCAGCACGAUAGCAGUCCCACGCUAAACCACAACCAAAACGGUAGCAGUGCAACCGGGCAGCAGCAUGGGUCGCAAAGUCGUCUGUCCAGCUCCAAGAGCUACUCCGGUGGACUGAACCACUCGGCCAGUGGUGGAAACAUGCAAAACAGUAGCAGUGUUUCGUCCAGUUUAUCCUCCCUACCGGACAUUUCCGCCAACAAUUCACAAUUCUUCGAGGUGCUAUACGUGGGCAAGAUCAAGGUGUCUCACAAGCGAGUACCGUUUACCUUCAUCGAUGACGCUCUGCCCAAAUUUAAGGCAUAUGAUGCACAAAAGAUCAAACAACAGCUGGAGACAACUAAAAAGAAUGAUGAAUCAACUGAUGGAGAGGCAGACACAUCUUCCACCCAGCAGCAAAAGCAAGUGCAGGCACAGGUGCUAAACAGGAUCAACGAGUCCAAUGAAACGACUGGUACAGAGAACAUCACGGCGAACGCAACUACCGAAAACAAGGAAAACACCCAGCCGACGCUGGCGUCUGACGAGGGUGAAGUCUUCCGAGUCCGCAGAGUCAGUCAAUUUGAUUUGCCAGUGAAAAAAAUCGAAGACUCAUCGAAGGAAGAAUCAAAAACAGGAAACACCGACGAUAGUGAAUGUGCAAAAACCGGUGGUGGCAUUCAAAGAUCUGUUUCACACCCACCGCCACAGAAAGAAUCCAAAUCAUCUUCCGACGAAGAUGUACCGGUGUGUCGCGAUCGAUCUGCCUCGAUCGGCUCCAUCCCGGUUGCCGACCAGAACCGUACGAUGGUAUUCUUGAUAGGCCAAUGUGACCUGCGGUUGAUUAGUCCCGAUCGCAAACAGGUUUUGCUGCACAAAGAGUUUCGUGACGUGGCCAGUUGUGCCCAAGGUCAGAAAAAUGCAGAUCACUUUGGAAUUAUCUGCCGAGACGUGAACAACGAUGGCUACAUUGGGUACGUCUUCAAAUGCCAGUCCGAGAACGUAGCCGAUGAGAUCAUAAUCGCCAUCUCGCAGGCAUUCCUGGUAUGCUCAGAGCAGAAACAAAAGGACAAAACAGCUGCACAGAUAUACUCCUGCGAGCAUUGCCCCAUGCUGUGGUAUCAUAAGCUGUGCUCGGACGUGGAAGGACUGAGCGAUAAAAAGACACAGUAUAUGAUCUUUAAGCGAAUAGAAUCCACCUUGGCAGAGGACGAACAGCGAUUGGUAUUGGAAAAGUAUCACGGUGCUGAGAAAGCCCCAGGGCACAGCAUUGGCGAGCAGAAUCAAUUCCUCAUGAUGUUACUAAGGGCGCACUGUGAAUCCAAGCAACAAAGACACGUACACGAUACGGUUGAGCAUAGAGCAGAGUUUUUGAACCAAUAUCUAGGUGGCAGCGGCAUCUUCAUGAAAGCAAAGCGUUCACUGACGAGUUCAUUUGAUCAUCUACUCAAACGUCGUACAAGCAAAGACGAAUUUGGAGGGGUUCCAUCAAUCAAGGACUCAACAUCUUCGGGUGAUCUUAGAACUUCAAAUGAUCUAGAACCACAAGCAAGAUCACGUGCUUCUACAAUUGGUUCCAGCCCUUCGUUGAGUCGAAAGAACUCGGACUUUGGCGUUGCCCCCACUGCUCCCCAACUGAAGUCGCCAAUGAUGGAUAUAUUCAUUAAGGUAGGCAACAGUCCCCGAGAAAAUUCCAAUCACACUGGAUCGUGGCGGCAGGCAAUGUUGCACCGUGUUGUUACCCCUUCGAAGAAUAUGAAAGUUUCAGGUGAUGAGUACAUGUCUCCGUUACGAGCUCCACAAAUCAGUAACAGGAAGCGAACUCGGGAGGAGCUUCGCGAGCUAUGGCGCGUAGCAAUCAAACAGACCAUAAUUCUCAACCGCAUGGACAAAGAGAACGCCAGACUGCAAGCCCGUCAGAAUGCAAUCAAAUCCAAUGAGAUCAAACGCAUCAAGUUGGAAUAUGAUGAGAUUUCCAUCUGUGAUAGACAAGCGGCAGAAAUUUGGGACAAUUUUCUGAGUGUUCUACCAGCAGAAGGGGUACAUGCCAGAAAGGAUCCAAAGGUGCUUUACCAAGCCAUCAAAAACGGAGUGCCGAGGGCGAAACGUGGCGAAGUGUGGAUGUUCCUCGCCAACCAACACUCGUACAACACGGCACCGGUCGAUGUUUCCAAAUACCCCAACUACUAUACGCCGUAUCAAACGCUGUUGAAAAAUUUAACCGAACAUCAACACGCCAUUUUCAUUGAUUUAGGUCGCACAUUUCCCGAUCACAAGUAUUACAAAGAUGCCCUUGGCGUAGGCCAGCUAUCCCUAUUCAAUCUAUUGAAAGCAUACUCUAUUCUCGAUCCAGAGUUAGGGUACUGCCAAGGAUUAGGGUUCAUCUGUGCAGUUUUAUUGCUACACCUGGAGGAGGCGAACGCUUUCGAGUUACUUAAGCAUCUCAUGUUCAAACGACAAAUGCGCGCCAAGUAUCUGCCUGACAUGAAACAAUUCCAACUGCAGCUGUAUCAACUAUCUCGCUUGCUUAAAGAUCACAUCCCUGAGCUGUAUGACUGGUUCGAUCAGCAUGACAUUUCACCGACACUCUACGCUGCACCUUGGAUCUUAACCGUUUUCAGCUCUCACUUCCCACUUGGAUUUGUAGCCCGUGUCUUCGAUCUUUUGUUCCUCGAAUCUUUCGACGUAAUAUUUCGAUGUGCAAUUGCCCUGCUGGAGGUCCACAAAGAGCAACUGCUGCAAAGAAACAACUUCGAAGACAUUAUGAACUACCUGAAAACGGUAGUUCCGAAAAUCGACUCUGAUGUUAUGGAGAAGGUUUUUCGGAAUGUGUUCAAGUCCGAUUUCUCUCGGCAGCUGAUCGAAUACCAAGUCGAAUAUAAUGUCCUGAAGGAAGAAAUGACCUCUCAGAAUCAUCACUUGGAGAACUUCAAACGAGUUAAGGAAGAGAAUCAUCAGCUUGAAACACAAUUGCAGUUUGCUCAAUCUAGCUUAGUUCAGCUUGACAAAACACGCCAAGCGCAGCAAAACCAAAUCCAAACCCUCCAAACGCAGGUUCAAUCUUUGGAGAACACCGUGCACAUACUAGUGAAGUUUGUCGACCAAACAAUUGAAAGCAGACCGGACUACGUGCUGCCUAAUGACAUUUGCCGAAUUAUGCAACAAGUUCAGGACCUGCAGCACCAGCAAAUGGUUCAGCAAAAGAAACGAUCUCCAAUAUUCUUGGACCGCAAAAUCGGCAAAUCCAUAUCAUUCAACAGCAACCUAGGACUGGCAUUGAACGUACUAGAAGAGGCAAAUGAGCAGGACGGUGCUGGAGGAACUCCGACAAAGAAGAAGCCGUUUUUCCAAAAUUCAUUCGAGCAGAUUCGUCAACAAAAAGCUGGCCUUCGCCUGAACAAGCUGGAUGAGUGCAGUAGUCCGGAACAUGCAACGGACCAGAAUGGUUCAAAGAAUAACAGUGCUAGCGACGAUAGUGGCAUCGCAACGCCAAUCAGUCCACAAAUGCAUGCUCCUUCGACAACUCCAAUGGUGGCGGAAUACAAACCGAUGGUACCAAUGAUUGAUAUCCAUCCCCUUAGUGGUGACGUCAACGUACAGUUUAACGGAACGACUCAGCUCAAAUCUAUCAAACCACGCGUGCAAUCGAGACAGAACUCAGUUUCGUCAAUUGUGAGUGAUAUCGGUGAAGGUGGACCCUCCACGAGUGGCACCAAUAGAAGCUAACAACCAGCCAUCGACCGCUAAAAUGGCAUUAUGCUUCGAAAGUAAGACGUACAGCAUCAACAAUUAAAAUCUCAAUUGUUAAAUUGAUGUAUAAAAGAUAGUUCAGCUCACUUCGAAUCCAACCGAAGGAUAUAUUUUACUGCUAAUAUAUUUUACUGAUUCAUGCUUUGGCAAACAGUGAUAUGUGGUACUACUAGUAGUAUAUAAGUGUUUAGGAAACUUUUCAGUAUACACGCUUGAGCGGUGAUUCCAAUGAAUGCAGCUUCUCGAUACCCGGUAGUAGAAGGUACAAAUUAGAAAACAGCCCAUUUUGCUUCCGCAAUGUUGUCAAUCAUAUUUACAGAAUAAGAAAACCCGUAAGCAGUGGCUAAAGAAAAUUAAAUAACAUAUUUGCUCUUGCUAUUGUUCACAAUGUACCCUCCAUGUAACCGAUUUGGCAAGCAUACUGGAUAAUAUAUAAAUUGAUAAAACAAAACAUAAACAUCAGAAUGGGAAUAUUUUAUAUACUUAACUCCAAAUUAAGACUUGCCUGCAACACAUUGAACUACUAAUUAAAAGCUUAAUAGCAAGAUUUGAUCACAAUCGCUUCUAAAUUGUAUAUAAGGAGGAAAUCGCGAAAAUUGUGACCGGAGCAGAUUAUCAAUAAGUAAUCAAGAGUGCAUAGUAACUGCAAUUAGCUACAACCGAAUCCCAUUCACCAAUAAACGCCAAUUUCGAAAGUUGCUAGUGAAAGAAAUAUUGCACACACACACCAAGGUAAAUUAGAGCUAGAGAGGAAUUAUUUUUUAUAUAGCUCCAAAGCUGCCCCAAUCUGGAAUCAUCAGGAACAUAAGGAGAAACGUUUACAAAGGUGUCUUAUUUCGAGCUUAUCUCUUUUUAAUUAAGUCCCAAUGUUUGCUUUCUUGGUUCUUUUGUUAACUGUUGUUUUGUUGUAAAUCGGUUUUACGUUUGGUUUUAUCGGUAUGGUUUGAGUACAUUAAACAGCAAAUGUAGCUUAGGGAAAUUGAUAUUCAAUUGAAAUUUGUUGAACAAUAUUAAAAUCGGUUAGAUUGAAACGCGGUGUGUACUCUAAUUUAGAAUAAUGUAUGACCCAAAAUUGCUGAAUAUUUAAAUGAAGAGAAUAAACAUUAUAUCCAAAUUAUAUAGCCAUAGAAAUACAUGUACUACUGAUAUUAUAAAGAAAUAAAACUGUGAAACCUGCAUCUAUAAUCACAAA